Lucilia cuprina (Australian sheep blowfly) is the source of this 888-nucleotide messenger RNA. RefSeq lists its product as uncharacterized. The record is from RefSeq and is a predicted model, not a curated record. Bases 107 to 568 code for a protein of 153 amino acids. The transcript has a single exon. NCBI's taxonomy places the organism in Eukaryota, Metazoa, Arthropoda, Insecta, Diptera, Calliphoridae.
AUUUUUUUCUACCGGAGUGUUAUAUUUUUUGCAUAUAAUCUCAGUUAAUCUAUUUAAUUUAUUUGUAAUUUUCUUAACUUUUUUUCGUAAAAAAAAACACAAUAAAAUGGCAGCCGCCGAUAAAACCUGCAACAUGUGCGAUAAAUUGGGUUUGAAACCCUUCACCAAAGAAAACAUUUACUAUUACUACAUUCCCCUACAGGGUUUGGUCAGUUAUGGAGCAUUAUCGGUUAAUGUUAUGAAUCCCGCUUUGAUCUCCAAGAUCCUAACACCUAAAAAGGAUUUAACUAAUGUUUUGCUUUUGGGCUCAAUUGUGGGUGGUGCCUUCUAUGUUUAUGGACGUCCUGCUUUGGCCGAUGUGCCCAAUAGCAAACGCGGUUUGUAUGCUACCUUGGGUGGUGGUCUAUGGGCCAUGGGCUCUGUAUUAGGCUGGGCCAUUAUUAAAUCUGUACUGCCUAGAGAUAAUGCUGCUGUGGCUACUAUUGCUGGUUUGGCUACUGGUGCUGCCAUCGUUAAGGUGACCACAGAUUACUUUGCCGAUACCGAUAAAUUGGCGAAAAAGAACUAAAAUUGUAUGGAGUUCGUUCAAAGCUAUCAUUACCUUGAAACCUGUGUGCUAGAAGUAGAAGUAGCUGUGUCUUAAAAAAACACCACUUUGCAUUAUAAAAAUAAAAAAGAAAAAAUUUCCAAACAUGUUCUGCUAAAUAAUUGCAUCAUUAUCUACAUCAGUUGCUGUGUCAUAAAUACAAGUGCAUGUUUAAAAUUAAAUAUUAUUGAAAAAAAUAAUGUAAAGCAGUUAUGUUUCUUUAAAGUUUUGUGUGUAUAUAAUUUUUUAAUUUUUCAUUUAUUUCUCCUUAAUAAUAAAAGUUUCCUAAAGGAUAAAUCUAA